Vicugna pacos (alpaca) is the source of this 2598-nucleotide messenger RNA. NCBI's taxonomy places the organism in Eukaryota, Metazoa, Chordata, Mammalia, Artiodactyla, Camelidae. The record is from RefSeq and is a predicted model, not a curated record.
GCCAAGUCCACGGCAAGCACUCAGGAAGCAUUGGUCAAGAGUAGUGUGGUGAGGCCUCCCUUUGUCUGUGCUCUCCAUCCACUUGACUUUUCCUUCACAACACCCACUGCCAAAGCAGUUGGAUUAGUGAUGUGCGCACACCUUUGUUUGUUGCCCAAACCCCCAAUUAGCCAACGGGUUGCAUGACGGCAGGGAGAACCUGGGCCUCCCUUGCUCAGCGUUGCUUCUCGGGGCACAAUACACAGUAGGUUCUCAGUAAACACUUGUCAAGUGCUUGGAGACAUAUAAUCACUGCCUUGUUUUUGUUGUCCAGAGCCCCCUGCCUUUAACAGCAAAGUAAAUACAGAAACGGUUUCCCUUGACCAGUGGGAGAAGCCAGGAUGGAAAUUUCAGCCACCCCGAAGGACUAUGACAUGACCACAGAAUAUGACUAUGGGGGCUCAACCCCCUGCCAGAAGACAGAGGCGAGGGCCUUUGGGGCCCAGCUGCUGCCCCCCUUGUACUCCCUGGUAUUUGUCGUUGGCCUGAUUGGCAACAUCCUAGUGGUCCUAGUUCUCAUGCAAUACAAGAGGCUCAGAAGCAUGACCAGCAUCUACCUCCUCAACCUGGCCAUUUCUGACCUGAUCUUCCUCUUCACACUGCCCUUCUGGAUUGACUACAAGCUGAAGGAUGACUGGGUUUUUGGGGAUCACAUGUGUAAGUUGCUCUCUGGGCUCUAUUUCAUCGGCUUGUACAGUGAGAUCUUCUUCAUCAUCCUGCUCACCAUCGACAGGUACCUGGCCAUUGUCCAUGCAGUCUUUGCCCUGCGGGCUCGGACCGUCACCUUUGGUAUCAUCACCAGCAUUGUCAUCUGGGUCCUGGCUAUCUUGGCUUCUGUCCCAGGAUUUCACUUUUCCAAGACCCAGUGGGAGUUCACUCACUAUACCUGCAGUCUUCAUUUUCCUCAUGAAAGCUUAAGAAAGUGGAAACAGUUCCAGGCUCUAAAAUUGAACAUCUUGGGGCUGGUGUUACCUCUGUUGGUGAUGAUCGUCUGCUACACAGGGAUUAUAAAGAUUCUGCUCAGACGACCAAAUGAGAAGAAGUCCAAAGCUGUGCGUCUGAUUUUUCUCAUCAUGAUCAUCUUCUUUCUCUUUUGGACCCCCUACAACCUGACUGUCUUUGUUUCUGCUUUCCAAGACUCCCUGUUCACCCAUGAGUGUGAGCAGAGCAGACAGCUGGACCUGGCCAUACAAGUGACGGAGGUGAUUGCCUAUACCCACUGUUGUGUCAACCCCGUGAUCUACGUCUUUGUUGGUGAGAGAUUCCGCAGGUAUCUACGUCAGUUGUUCCAUAGAGCAGUGGCUAAAUGGCUCCCCUUCCUCUCCACUGAGAGGCUGGAGAGGGUCAGCUCCAUGUCCCCCUCCACAGGGGAGCAUGAACUCUCUAAUGGGUUCUGACUCAGCCCCCUGGAGGCUGAUCCAGGACCCAGGAAGAGUAACCUGCCAGCCAUGCUGCCUGGAGCCGAGACGGCUUGUCCCUCCUGGCUGGAUUCUGACGCCUGACACACCGUGGAGUGGUAGCCACGCAGGGUUGAAGGAGCUUCAUGGCAGUAUAGACUAUAUCACCUGUGGGGCUUGAGUUUCCCCCUGGUCGUCUCUUUGGUAAAAGGAGAUCAAUGAAUGAAAUGGUACAUUGCUGAAGAGUGGGACAAAAGAUGACAGGGAAGGUCUUGGUCCCAACAAAGUUUCAGACUUGUGAACAGUAACAUUUGUAAGCCAAGCCGCUGAGCAUCCCCCACCGCUGCCCCCAUCAGCAAUGACUUGGAAAUAGUGAUUUUCAUAGUUGACCCCACUCUGAGCCCAGAGCUUGUCAGGUGCCAGCAGCCACCUCCACCCACCUCACCCCCACUGCAGACUGUAGCAUCCUAGACACCCGGAGAAAACUAGAACUCAUGAUGCAAGAACUUGAGACCUGAUGGGAAAUAGGAUUGGGGAACUGCUAUGGGCCGUGGAACUAAGAAAACCCUUAGAGAGAUCUUUAUAUUUAUUAAUCCAACGGUUCAGGCAGUGGGCUAGACACAGACCUAAUGUAUCAAAUGUUGUACUUCUUGAAAUAACCAUACAGGGAAUGAUGUCAUUAUUUCCUUUUACCAUUCAUUUCUUCCUAGGUAUUGUUCAGAAUCUCCCUUCCCUGAAAGUUGAGGAGCAGGGCAGUUAAUUCUGACAGCUUUGUUGAGGCAUUUGCUAAUGGGCAAAAGGAGAUUGGGCUGGUUUUCCUCCUCUGGUUCUCCAUCCAGUCCUUCUGGCUUUAUGGAUCAGAGGCUGGCUGCCACCUUGGACCCACCACUAGGACCAUGACCUGGUUUGCAAGCUGACGGGGUUUGAGGCCAGUGGGGGUACAAUGUCUACCAGGAAGGGUGGGCACUCUGCCAGUGCCAGAGUUUGAGGGGCCCUUAAGUCAAGCUCAUUUAUCCCAAAGAUCCUUAACACUUCAGCUCUCACCAAGGACCUCCUGUCCAUUGUGUCUUUCUUCCUCUUUGCCUCAGAUGUAUGUUUCCUUAAAAAUGAUGUUCUUAAUAAGAAAAAUGAUUUUCGAGAAAAGCUUAAAAACACAAAGGGG